This is a messenger RNA of Dendronephthya gigantea, 7285 nucleotides long. RefSeq names its product sushi, von Willebrand factor type A, EGF and pentraxin domain-containing protein 1-like. The transcript has 35 exons. The record is from RefSeq and is a predicted model, not a curated record. Lineage: Eukaryota; Metazoa; Cnidaria; Anthozoa; Malacalcyonacea; Nephtheidae. The coding region runs from base 15 to 7196 and encodes 2393 amino acids. Gene Ontology annotation, molecular function: calcium ion binding.
UGAACGCCGCUAAGAUGGAUUCUCGUCUCCUGCUGUUGAGCGUUUUCUUUUCGCUGUUUUUAAGCUCGUAUUGCGAUUGGUAUAACUCAAACAGACAAAGAUUGAAUGCUUUUAAAAAGAGUUUUAAAAAUAGUGAAUCCGAUAUAAUUAUUUUCGUCGAUGUUUCGGGCAGUGUCAGAAGUUAUGGCUUUCGAACAGAAAAAUAUUUUGUCACCAGUUUGCUGAAUGAGUUUAGUGUUGCUUACUAUUCAACACGUGUUGCAGUCAUCACAUUCGGUGAACGGAUUAAAACCAAUAUAAAUUAUAUCAACCUUGAAUCAAAAGGCGCUGAAGACACGACAAAAUGUGAAUUCAAGAAAAUAUUUGAACAUCAAGUGACGUUUCGUAAUGGCGGUGCUACAAACAUGAAAUCUGCGUUUAGAACUGCUAACGACCUAUUGGAAGAGGCACAAAGACUUGGGUGGAAAAGAAGAAACGUGAAUACAGUGGCCAUCAUGAUAACUGAUGGUGCUUGGAAUAUGGGCCACCCUGGAAAUGAAAUCAAUCGCUUGAAGAAUGGUUUUAAUGUUGAAAUUUUCUCGGUCGGAGUAGGUUAUGCUGUUCACUCACAAUUACAAACGAUCGCCUCCCGUCAUGAUAAUGUUAUCUACGCAAAUGAUUUUUAUCAAUUUAAAGAACUCGCUAAGUAUAUUAGAGGAGAUGCACAUGAACGUGUUUACUAUCGGGUAUCGGAUGGCAGAUGUUCUACACAAUGUCAUAAAAAUGGUUUCUGUUCCUGCGGUACUGUGGGUGGAAGAUAUGUCUGUGCCUGUAAUGCAGGAUUUUCUGGAAAUGGAAUUGACUGUGAACCCUGCCCACGUGGCUCUUUCAAAGAUUUUCCUUCGCCAACGAAGUGCACAGGAUGUCCUAAAAAUUCAAAUACUGCGAACACGGGAAGUAUUUCAAUCACCGACUGUGUUUGCAAAGAGGGAUACGAAGGAAAUCCUGGGAGGAAGAUUGACUGUACAGCCGUGAAAUGUCCGCAUAUAGCUGCUCCACAGAAUGGUCAAAUGUCUGGAGAUAAAUGUCAUGAUUCAUACCAAGCAAAAUGCUUCUUCACAUGCAAUACUGGCUUCUUACGUUACGGUCCACCAUUUAGAGAAUGCUUGUCAAAUCGAAAAUGGUCGGGUGAAGAAGUUCGCUGCGACGUUCAGCGUUGCAAUGAUAUUCCCCCACUGCAUCAUGGUACAGCACGUUGUGACGGAACAGCAUUUGGAAAUAAAUGCACGUUCCAAUGUGACCGCGGCUACGAACUUAUCGGCAGCAAUCAGAAAGUUUGCCAAGCUAACGGUCAAUGGACAGGGUCGGAUGUUGUCAAAUGUGAAGCUACGAAAUGCCCGGCAUUGCGAAAAUUAUCGUAUGGUACAGUUGAACCAGUUGAUUGCGUCACACGUACACAAAAUUACGGAGCAGCCUGCAUAUUCCGAUGUAGUAGAGGAUACACUAUGGAGAAGGGUACUGGUAACUUGGUCUGCAGAGUAGAUGGCACCUGGUCACAUGAUAUCCCAACUUGUAAAGACACACAACCUCCACUGAUAAUAUGUCCAAAAAGCAGAACAACCGGAACUGAUAAAAGCAAACCAACGGCAACCGUUGAUUUUGGAGGAGUAGAGUAUGGCGACAACUCCCAACUGUUUGGAAAUGCUCAAAUCAAAUUCACGCAAACUCCCGAAGGCAUAAAAAGUCCGCACAAAUUCCCUCUUGGAAGAACCACAAUUUCAUAUAGAGUUGAAGACCAGGCAGGCAACAUCAAUAGAUGCAGCUUUUCUGUCGACGUUGAAGAUAAUGAAUCACCUCGAGUGAUUUCAUGUCCCAAAGAUAAAAUAGUGGCAACUAAAAAUGAUAAAGCUGUUGUUUCCUGGGAACCAGUUAUAUUCAAAGAUAAUGCUGGAGAUGAUAAACUGACUAUUAUUGGAUCUGAUCGAAACAACACUGAGUUCAAAUCUGGUGCUACUUAUAACAUCUUCUACACUGCCACAGAUGGAAAAAAUCCUCAUGCACAGUGUGCAUUCACAAUCACAGUGACAUCAAUACCGUGUAAAUAUUACCCACCACCAGUCAAUGGCGGUCUCACCAUGAUAGAUUACCUUGGUGGACCUGUAGCAAGUAUAGGCUGUAAUAAAGGAUAUGACUUUGCAACCACGCCUGCUCAAGUGUACCAAUGUUUUACUGAUGGCAGUUGGCUGUUGUGGCCCCCGAACGCAGCGAUGCCAUGGCCUGAUUGUACAGUUAUCUACAACGCUGAUGCCAGAAAAGGAAUGGAAUUUCAGUACUACUCUGGGGAUUGUACAGAUCCCAAAGUUCAGCUAGAGGCGAAAAAAAAUUUCUUGAAAACUUUCGACGAAUUCCUGCAGACUCAAUUUCCUGAUUUUUGCGACAUUGAACAGAGUUGCACAGUCGAAAAUGUUCAGAUGCUCUGUGGUCAAAAACAAGCAGUUGGCAACCGGCGUAAGCGAGGAAUUCCAGGGAAAACUCUAUUUAUUGACAUUGAAAUUAAAAUGGCAAAUAAGAAGGGAAUAAAACCAGAGAAACUAAAGCAAGCUCUUGAUAGUGUCUCGGGACAAGUUAAAAACGAACCAAAACUAAAGCAACUUCAAGCUGACAAACAAAUGUUAACUUACGAGCAACUUCUGGAGAAUCCUGCUGAAAUAUCGUGUCGAAAUGGUAGUAUUUUUGGGAUGAAUAGUUCCCCCUAUACAGGAGCAAAUGAGAAAUGCCAAAGUUGUCCUCCUGGCACGUAUUUUCAUCCAAAACAGAAGUCCUGUCAAGAUUGCCCCAAAGAUACAUAUCAAGAAGAAAGUGGUCGAUUUCAUUGCAAGAAAUGUCCACAGGGAACUUUAACAUCUGGAUCUAAAUCCAAAAAUGCAACAGACUGUCGUGCAAAAUGCCCGGCCGGAGAGUAUUCAGAAGAUGGUCUUGUGAAUUGUCUAAGUUGCGGAAUUGGUUAUUAUCAACAUAAUGAAGGAAGUCAAAGUUGUAUCAAGUGUCCUGGUGCUACGGUUACCACAAGUGAAGCUGCAAAGUCCAUCAACGAAUGUGGCGUUCCAUGUGCUCCAGGAUCAUUUUCAAAUACAGGUGUAGAACCAUGCCAGUUAUGUCCUGUUGCAAAGUAUCAAACCUUGGUUAAUCAAAAGGAAUGUGUUCCCUGUCCCGAAGGUAAAACUACGCGAGGGAUAGGAGCAGUCAGUAGCAGAGAAUGUGAAUUCAUCAAUCCUUGUUUGUUGCAACCCUGUGGUAAUGGGGCAAACUGCCUGGCAAAAGGGAACACGUACGAGUGUCAAUGUUUACCAGGUUUCCAAGGUGAUAAUUGUGAGUCUGAAAUUGACGAAUGUGAAUCGAAUCCUUGUUACCAGGGAGCAUCUUGUCUCGAUAAGGUAAAUGGUUAUAAGUGUGUUUGUCCUCCGGGACAAACUGGUAAACAUUGUGACCAGAAAGUUGGUUCCUUCUGUUCGACCAAUCCAUGUGUAAAGGGUUCUUGCAUUGAAGAACCAGACCGCUUUGUUUGUAACUGUGAGCCCGGAUAUACAGGCAUUUUCUGUGAAAGUCAAAUCAAUGAAUGUGCCUCAGCCCCAUGUCAAAAUGGUGGGAAAUGUACAGAUCUAGAUACGGGAUAUAAAUGCCAAUGUCUGAGUGGUUACACUGGUGUCAAUUGUCAGAUAGAUGAAGACGGUUGUUCAAGCGAUCCAUGUGAAAACCAAGCAACGUGUCAAAGUCUAGGAAAAGACUUCCAGUGCGCAUGCUCGAACGGUUAUACUGGUAAACGAUGUGAGAUAAAUAUCAACGAUUGCGCAAAACUCCCUUGCAGAAACGGUGGAAAAUGCGUUGAUCACAUUGGUGGUUAUACUUGCGAAUGUACAAGAAAUUUUGGCGGGAGAAAUUGCGAAAUAGCUCGAUCAAUGGACUUUGACUUGCGUUUCGGAGAAGACCUUGGAGUCGGUUCCAGUUCCCUGACUUUAAAGAAUGAAAUCCGGGCAUUUACGGUUGCAUUCUGGAUGAAGGUUACUGAGAUUGAUAGUGGUGACCCUGGAACACCCUUAUCGUAUGCUGUUGAACAUCAAGGAAUGCUUUACGACAAUGCUUUGACAAUUUCUGAUUAUUCUGGUUUUGAUGUGUUUAUCAACAACGAAAAAUAUUCUACAAACAUCGAUGCAGAUGAUGGUAAAUGGCAUCAUAUUGCAGUUAGUUGGAAAAGCUCAUCUGGUAAACUGAUAAUGUAUAAAGAUGGAAGUCCUGUCUCACAGGGAACGAUUGAGAAAAACAAAGCAAUACCUGGUGGGGGGUUGAUGGUGCUAGGACAAGAGCAAGAUAUAGUUGGGGGAAAUUUCACAGUUUCUGAAGCAUUUUACGGUUAUAUUAGUCAAGUCAACAUGUGGGACUCGAUCUUGAGUAGUAAUGAUAUCCAAACACUCGCAAGCUCCUGUGCUUUAGAUCGAUAUGGAAAUUUAGUCGCCUGGGGUGAUUUCUUGAAUGAUAUAGAUGGCAAAGUGGAGACAGUUCAGCCUUCACAAGCGUGUCAAGAAAAUCGAUGCUGGAGCAACUGGGUAAAUAGAGACAGACCAAAUUCAGGUCCUGGUGACUCAGAAGUAAUAACUGGAAUUUGUUCAAAUCCGCGUAACGUUGACUGUCAGACUGUUUCUGGUCUGUCGAUGCUUAAUGUCAAUGUCAGUGCCACGUGUUCUUCUCAAGGAAUCACGUGCAAAAACGGUGAUCAAAAUAACCAAUGUCCAGACUUCAAAGUCCGAGCUAAUUGUCCUUGUAGAGCGAGUACUUCAUGUAGUUCCAAUCCAUGCCGCAACGGAGGCGGUUGCAACAAUCAUCUUCGAGGAUUUCAUUGCACGUGCAAAGACGGUUAUGUUGGGAAACAAUGUGAAAUAGAACUUGGCUGUGCAGAUCCACGGCCGUUUGCCUACGGCAACGUUAUCGGUACGACGUAUACUCCCGGCAGUGUUUUAAGUUUUACCUGUCAAGCAGGUUUCCAACUUGUUGGUAGUAUUUCAGUACGCUGCAGUAGAGGUCGGUGGCUUGGUUCAUUUCCACGAUGUGUAGAUUACGACGAAUGUCAAUCGGGUAUGUGUCGUCAACAAGUGUGUAAAAAUACUCUUGGUGGACAUUUAUGUGGUUGUGGUGAUGGCUACAAGCAAGGCGUGGGCGGGACCUGUCAGGAUAUUAAUGAAUGUUUAAAGGACAAUGGUGGAUGUCAAGGACAAUGUGUUAACACACAGGGAAGUUUCAGGUGCAUUUGUCCGCAAGGAUCUGGUACACAGCUUACGAAAGAUGGAUUGAAAUGCGAAGACAUUAACGAAUGUGCAAACAACGGUGGUAGAGGUCCAUGUGAUCAUUUCUGUGUUAAUUUCUAUGGAGGUUACCAGUGCAAAUGUCGUGCAGGUUUUACAGCUCGUGGAAACACCUGCCAGGCAACCAAAUGUGCAGGGAUUUCAGCUCCUGCGAACGGUAAAAAAAUACCAGCAGGUGACUUACGUGAUAUUGAUGAUGUGGUGACCUUCACAUGCAAUGCCAACUAUAAAUUGGUUGGAUCAAAAUCAAGGAAAUGCUUAGUUGAUGGCAGAUGGUCUGGCGUUGAAGGAAAGUGUGAAAUUAUGUAUUGUCAUUCUGCACCUGUCAUUCUGAAUGGUAAACAAUCUAGCACAAAUAAUCAUGCAGGAGCUGUAAUAACCUACACAUGUAAUUCUGGCUAUAAACUUGUGGGCAAAUCAAAGCUGACCUGUCAAAGUGACCAAAAAUGGAGUGAUCCCGCACCAAGAUGUAUUCGAACUGACUGUGCGGAGCCACUUGCACCAAGAAAUGGUAAAGUUGUUGGUUCACAGACAACCAUUGACAGCACCAUACUUUAUGAAUGUAAUCUUGGAUACACGUUUGCACCAAACACGGCGCCAUAUGCUUUAUGUCAACCAAAUAAACAAUGGAGCAAGCCCACCCCAACUUGUCAAGUUGUGAACUGUGGCGACCCGGGCACGAUCAAUGAUGCUCGAAGGACUGGGAAUAGUUUUACAUAUAACAGCGCGGUGACGUAUACAUGUAACCCUGGUUAUCGUGUCUCGGGCUCAGAAAGAAGAAUAUGUCAAGGGGAUGGUACUUGGAGUGGAGUUUCUCCAAAAUGUUCAAUUAGGUCAUGUGGUGACCCAGGUACUCCGAUCAAUGGUGAAAAGGGUGGAUUAGACUAUACAUACGGCAAAGACGUGACUUUCAAAUGUAAUGCUAACUACAGACUGGUUGGUGACGCGACACGUCAAUGCCAGACAAGCGGAAUGUGGAGUGGUGUCCAACCUACAUGUGAAAUUAUAACCUGUGGAGAUCCUGGGAUACCAGCAAAUGGCGAGAGAACCGGAAAUACAUUUAAUGCCGGUAAUGAAUUAAACUAUGAAUGCAAACCUGGGUAUAAACUGAUUGGUGUAUCAAAAUUAAUCUGUCAACAAGACGGAACAUGGUCAACAUCAUCACCGACAUGUGCUGUAUCAUCUUGUGGAGGUGUACUCCAUGGUCCAUCUGGUUCAUUGAAAUCCCCCAACUAUCCUAACCUAUACGGCAAAGAUCACUAUUGUCGAUGGAAGAUUUCUGUACCAGUCAACAAGAAAGUUCUCAUCCGUUUCAAGUCACUCGAUACAGAAUACAAGAAUGAUUACGUCAUGGUUUCAGAUGCACAAACGGGGACAUUGAUCACAGUUUUGUCUGGUAUCAACCGUAAUGAAAUGGUAUUUACAUCAUCUUCUAAUGAAAUGGAAAUUAAAUUCAUUUCUGACAGUAAUCGAGAAAGUAUCGGAUUUGAAGCAACUUAUGAACAAGUCUCAUGCGGUGGCAUUAUUACGUCAUUGAAUGACGUAAUUGAGAGCCCUUCCUAUCCUAGCAACUACCCGAAUGCCAUAACCUGCGCAUGGCAAGUUCUUAUUCCUCGUGAACAAAUUUCCUUGGAGUUCGACGAGUUCAAAACGGAAACUUCAUUUGAUUACUUACAAGUCCACACAAGUGUUAGUCGUUUCAAUGCGCAAUCAUUUGUGGCACGUUUCUCUGGCUACUGGAAACCAACAUCUGUUAUUUCAAUGGAUGGCUACAUGCAUCUUGUCUUUACUACAAGUCCAAGAGGAAGUAACACAGGGUUUAGAGCAAAGGUGGCCAAGUACAAAAUAAGUUUUGGAAAAUGAAUAAAUAGCGUAAGAACUCAUAAACUGUGACGAAAUGCGUGAAAACUUGCAGUUUCAUUAGUAAAUAAAUUGCGAAAUUGCUUUGUGUA